Molecule: messenger RNA, 2078 nt
Organism: Stegastes partitus (bicolor damselfish)
Lineage: Eukaryota; Metazoa; Chordata; Actinopteri; Pomacentridae
Gene: mmachc
Product: metabolism of cobalamin associated C
Exons: 5
Coding region: 6-806 (266 amino acids)
Biological process (GO): cobalamin metabolic process
Cellular component (GO): cytoplasm
Molecular function (GO): FAD binding; cyanocobalamin reductase (cyanide-eliminating) (NADP+) activity; demethylase activity
Source: RefSeq, a predicted model, not a curated record
CAACAAUGGCGGCUUCCACUGUCAAUGUGGAAAGUAUAAGAGGACUCUUGGACGACUGUUUAACAAAGCUGGGCUUUGAAGUGUAUCCUCUAAAGGUUGGUUGGUACAACUCUCUGCUGCCUGCCACUCUGCACCUGUCCUACCCAGAUGACACCUUGGCUAUGGUGGUUCUCAGCACUCCUGCGAUGUUUGAACAAGCCUUCCUGCCCUUCAUGGAGCAGAGGGGCUGCCGGGGGCUUUCUGACCCCAUAGACCAAUGUGUCCGACAGUGUGUCACCUCUGCUGUCUCACAGUGUUUUCCAGAACAGAAAGUCGAUGUGAGGUUCGACUAUGAGCUGCUGCCCAGCAGGAAGCCGAAGUUCUUGGCGCAGACUGCCGCACACGUAUCUGGAGCUACUUUCUACUACCAACAGUCUGACGUCACAGACCAACCGUGGGCUGGAAAAAAAAUGUACGGAGUGUGCGUGCAUCCCAGGUUUGGAGGUUGGUUCGCCAUCAGAGCUCUGCUGGUGUUUGGAGAUGUGACGGUGGGAUCUGAACUGGUGCAGCCUCUUCCUCCUGACUGUGUGCCUUCCAGAGAGGCCAGGAUACAGCUGCUGGAGGCUUUCAACUUUCACUGGCAGGACUGGAGCUACCGAGACAUUGUCCCUCCGGUCCAGACCUACUCUGAGAAACAGAAGGACUACUUCCUCACUCCCCCUGCUCAGCGUUCUUCUCUGCUCAAGGCUUGGGGCUUUCUGCAGAGUGAAGAUGAUCAACCUGAUCCCACCUCAGACACACAGAGUCCAGCGAACGGACACGGCUGAAAACAAAGACCAGCCGAACUGUGGCAGCUUGCGGGAAGCUUCAUUUAUUAUUUAAUUGAAUCCAGAUCGACCAGCUGCAUAUCAACAUGUAAGCUUUCAUGCUGAUUUAAGGCUGUCAGGUUUUGGGUGAAAGCUUAUCAGGGAUAAUAAGCUAAGAAGGGAUACUUGAAUAUUUGUGUUCAGUUUUUCAUCAGAUGUUGCCACUACUUUAAAAAGCCCAUAUUAUGCAGGUUUGCAGGUACAUCAUUUCAUUUGGGGAGUCUGCUAAAAUAUGUUUGCAUGCUUUAAUGUGCCAAAAACACAUUCAUCUUUUCUGACAUUGCUGCAGCACCUUUUUUCACCUGAGCUUCUGCCUCUUUUAGAUCCAGUCUAGUGUGAUCGGUCAACUUGCUCAAUGCAAACAAGCCAGUGUUGGUUACAUAUUGUAACCCCGGAUCUCUGAGUAUAAAAGAUACCACAUAGCAAGAAAAAGAUGGCAGACUACGAAAAAUCUGUUCAUUCUUUGUGUUAACGACGAAGCAAUCUGGCGUUAUGCAAAUGUACUACACAGUGAUGUAAAUAAGGAACAGAAAAAAACCCUGGACUUUAAAUGAGGUGUGUCAGGCUGGUAAGGAGUUGAGUUUUCUGUGGGAAUGACUCCGUUUGACGUUCAUUUAGGCCUGUGUAAGUCUACACGAAACACGAAAGGAAAGCAAAAACCCCAAAAAGCAUAAUAUGGGCUCUUUAAAUCCCAUGUCCUAUUUGCCUGUUUAAUAAGCAUCUCCCUCUGAGCUGUGUUCCUAAAAGCAGUGAUAAACGCAGCUUCUGUUUGUACCCAUCGUUUUUGUUAUGUGUUUGACAGCAGCAGUACCUCUCCUGUUGUUGUUGUUGUUGUAUAACGGAUGAUAAAUAACGUUGAGUGGAUGUUUGCUGAAAGUAGUCUGUCCUGCUCAGCAAAGCAGGACUCAACGUCUGCCGUGUUUUGAAGAGGAACGCACUUUAUAUGCUUGUUUGGCAGAUCUCUUUCAAAGUAUAGAAUGUAAUAGCCUAGAGUAGCAACGGGAACUUUAUUUCAAAGUUUGGGUGAAUCAUAUAUGAACUCAUGGGGUUUUAAAUUUGGAAAAAAUACUUUUUAAAAAACAUUUUUCUACAGUAUUUGAUUUACUGCUGAGGCCUUGACAGUGAAGAAUACAUAGCCAUGUGUUAUGGGAUGAGCCAUAAUUAAAACCAAUCAAGGUGCAACAGUAUUUGUCUUUUGUAUUUUGUGAAAGUAUAAUAAAGAAGAGAAAUGCA